Messenger RNA from Delphinapterus leucas (beluga whale), 4519 nucleotides. It is a transcript of the gene MARS1, whose product is annotated as methionyl-tRNA synthetase 1. Gene Ontology annotation, biological process: methionyl-tRNA aminoacylation. Gene Ontology annotation, cellular component: cytosol; aminoacyl-tRNA synthetase multienzyme complex. Gene Ontology annotation, molecular function: methionine-tRNA ligase activity; ATP binding. The record is from RefSeq and is a predicted model, not a curated record. NCBI's taxonomy places the organism in Eukaryota, Metazoa, Chordata, Mammalia, Artiodactyla, Monodontidae.
AAGCCCGGAAUCCUAAAAUCUAGGCCACCAGGGAACUGCCAAGUUAAAUUUAAAUUUAUAAAUAUUUAUUGAAUGCUUACUACCAUACGUGCCAGGGCAAGGACCAUGUGCUAGGCAUUGUCAAUUAAGAUGCCCUCUCUUGGGGAGUUCCCUGGCGGUCCAGUGGUUAGGACUCAGCUCUUCCACUGCAGGGGCCAUGGGUUCCAUCCCUGGUUUGGGAGCUAAGAUUUCUCAUUUUUCGGCGCAGCCAAAAAAAAAAAAAAAAGAUGCCCUCUCAUAACAAUUAAAAUACAGUGUGAUAAUCACUGAUAGGGGAAAUACUACCAUCUGUUGGAGUACAUAGAGGAUGUACCCAAUUGCCCAUGCCAGAAACCUGGCAGCCAACCUUAAUUCCUCUUGUUUCCUCACCACUCACAUUUAAUUGAUUACUAAAUCUUUCCAACCUGUCUACUUCCUUUAAUCCCUACAACUACCGCCCUUCUCAGCCCAGAUAAUAUGACUUUUGAACUAGUCUCCUUGCAUAUAGUUCUACUCCUCUCCAGUCCAUUCCUGGCACAGCAGCCAGAGUGAUGCUUCUAAAACAUAAAAAUGGCCUGCCACUCCCCUGACUUAACCAUUCAAAGGCUUCCCAUUUUCCUCAGAGUAAAGUCCAAAUUUUACAGUGUGGUUUACAGAGACUUUCUCCUUUCAGCCCAGUGUUUUCACACUCCCCACCACAAACUCCAUACUCCAGCCACACACUACUUCCUCACAUUCCUAAACAGCACUGAGGUCUCUGGUCCUUUGCAUAAGUUGUUUCCUCUGCCUGAAACACUUCCUUUCCCCACUCCUACCAACCUCCACCAGGCUAACUCAUUCUCAUCAGCUGAUCUCAGUUGAAAGGCCAUUUGCACAAGAAGGCCUCUCUUAACCCCUUAGAGUCGGGUAGGGGUCCUAACUAGGAGACCCUACAGCAGACUUCACAUUCCCACAUUAUAACUUUCAUGACACGUUAAAGGUUAUUUGACUUUCUGACUUCCCAGGAAGUCUGUGAGCUCCGCUAAGGCAGAAGCCUAUAUCUAUUUUGUGAAUAAUCGUAUCUUCAAUGCAUUGUAUAGCACAAAGUAACCUCACUGUACCUCAGCUCAUAAGUACAAUUAGGUAUUAAUUAAUCUUAAAGGUAUACAAAGAUGAUUAAGAAGGGUCCCUUUCUCAAUUACUGACACGUGCUUCCUUGAAUAACGUAUACUUAUUGACAAACUCUUAGCCUUCUUACUCCGCCUCAACUUACCUUUUUCCUUUACACGCUCCCUUCCCUUUAAAUGAGAUUGGCUGCAUAUGCGCUUUAGAAUGGUAUUAAAUUAAUAUUUAAUAGUCACAUUCUUUUUUGUUAAUAGGAUAUGUACCCUAAUUUUUAUUGUGCCACUAACGUAAGUUUAUCAUAACUCAACUCUAAAACUCUGAUUCUUAUGAACUCGAAUCAAGAGUCAGCCAUUGCGAAUAGCCGCUACCAUGACAUCGCCACUUCAGCAAGAUGACUGGGGGCCUCGGUUUCCGUCACCGCCCUUGGGCUGCGUUACAGGAAUAAAGCGCGCCGAGCCCCACACGUGUUGCAUGAUGGGAGAAGUAGUCUACUUUCCGGGAGUCUGGCCGGGGGAAAGGCCACAUUCGGAACUCCAUUUCCCGGCGUGCUUCGCGGCGGUCGCUCAUCCCACUGGCGGGAGACCGGUUCCGGUUGCAUCAGCGUGGGAUCCGCGGCGAAAUGAGGUUGUUCGUGAGCGAGGGCGCCCCGGGGAGCCUGCCCGUGCUGGCCGCGGCCGGGAGGGCCCAGGGCAGAGCGGAGCUGCUUAUCAGCACUGUAGGCCCGGAAGAGUGUGUGGUCCCGUUCCUGACCCGGCCUAAGGUUCCUGUCUUGCAACUGGAUAGUGGCAACUACCUCUUCUCCACCAGUGCAAUCUGUCGAUACUUCUUUCUGUUAUCUGGCUGGGAGCAAGAUGACCUCACCAACCAGUGGCUGGAAUGGGAAGCGACAGAGCUGCAGCCAGCUUUGUCCGCUGCCCUGUACUAUUUAGUGGUCCAAGGGAAGAAGGGAGAAGAUGUUUUUAGCCCGGUCCGGAGAGCCCUGACUCAUAUAGACCACAGCUUGAGUCGUCGGAGCUGUCCGUUCCUGGCUGGGGAGACAGAAUCUCUAGCUGACAUUGUUUUGUGGGGAGCGCUAUAUCCAUUACUCCAAGACCCGGCAUACCUCCCUGAGGAGCUGGGUGCCCUGCACAGCUGGUUCCAGACACUGAGUUCUCAGGAGCCAUGUCAGCGAGCUGCAGAGACUGUGCUGAAGCAGCAGGGUGUCCUGGCCCUCCGGCCCUACCUCCAAAAGCAGCCCCAGCCCAGCUUCCUUGAGGGGAGGGCUGUCAGCAAUGAGCCUGAGGAGGAGGAGCUGGCUACCCUAUCUGAGGAGGAGAUUGCCAUGGCUGUAGCUGCUUGGGAGAAGGGCCUGGAAAGCUUGCCCCCUGUUCAGCCACAGCAGAAUCCAGUGUUGCCUGUGGCUGGGGAGAAGAAUGUGCUCAUCACCAGCGCCCUCCCUUAUGUCAACAAUGUCCCCCAUCUUGGAAACAUCAUCGGUUGCGUGCUCAGUGCUGACGUCUUUGCCAGGUACUCCCGGCUCCGCCAGUGGAACACCCUCUAUCUGUGUGGGACAGAUGAGUAUGGUACAGCGACAGAGACCAAGGCUAUGGAGGAGGGCCUAACCCCCCAGGAGAUCUGUGACAAGUACCAUGUUAUCCACGCCGACAUCUACCGCUGGUUUAAUAUCUCGUUUGACAUUUUUGGUCGGACAACCACUCCGCAGCAGACCAAAAUUACCCAGGAUAUCUUCCAGCGGUUGGUGGCCCGAGGUUUUGUGCUGCAAGAUACUGUGGAGCAACUGCGGUGUGAGCACUGUGCCCGCUUCCUGGCUGACCGCUUUGUGGAGGGCAUGUGUCCCUUCUGUGGCUAUGAGGAGGCCCGGGGUGACCAGUGUGACAAGUGUGGCAAGCUCAUCAAUGCCAUCGAGCUCAAGAAGCCUCAGUGUAAAGUCUGCCGGUCGUGCCCUGUGGUGAAAUCCUCUCGGCACCUGUUUCUGGACCUGCCUAAGUUGGGAAAGCCGCUGGAGGAGUGGUUGGAGAAGACGUUGCCUGGCAGUGACUGGACACCUAACGCCCGGUUCAUCAUUCGUUCUUGGCUUCGGGAUGGCCUCAAGCCACGCUGCAUAACCCGAGACCUCAAGUGGGGAACCCCUGUGCCCUUAGUAGGUUUUGAGGACAAGGUAUUCUAUGUCUGGUUUGAUGCCACCAUUGGCUACCUGUCCAUCACAGCCAACUACACAGACCAAUGGGAGAAAUGGUGGAAGAACCCAGAACAAGUGAGCCUGUAUCAGUUCAUGGCCAAAGACAAUGUUCCCUUCCACGGCUUAGUCUUUCCUUGUUCAGCCCUAGGAGCUGAGGACAACUACACUUUGGUCAGCCACCUCAUUGCUACAGAAUACCUGAAUUACGAGGAUGGGAAAUUCUCUAAGAGCCGGGGUGUAGGAGUGUUUGGGGACAUGGCCCAGGACACAGGGAUCCCUGCUGACAUCUGGCGCUUCUAUCUGCUGUACAUUCGGCCUGAGGGUCAGGACAGUGCCUUCUCCUGGACAGACAUGUUGCUCAAGAAUAAUUCUGAGCUGCUUAACAAUCUGGGCAACUUCAUCAACAGAGCUGGGAUGUUUGUGUCUAAGUUUUUUGGGGGUUUUGUGCCUGAGAUGGUGCUCACCUCUGAUGAUCGGCGCCUGCUGGCCCACGUCACCCUGGAGCUCCAGCAUUAUCACCAGCUGCUAGAGAAGGUUCGGAUCCGGGAUGCCUUACGCAGUAUCCUCACCAUCUCUCGCCAUGGCAACCAGUACAUUCAGGUGAACGAGCCCUGGAAGCGGAUUAAAGGCAGCGAGGCUGACAGACAGCGGGCAGGGACAGUGACAGGCUUGGCAGUGAAUAUAGCUGCCUUGCUGUCCAUCAUGCUCCAGCCUUACAUGCCCACGGUUAGUGCUACCAUCCAGGCCCAGCUGCAGCUCCCACCUCCAGCCUGCAGCAUCCUGCUCACAAACUUCCUGUGCACCUUACCAGCAGGACACCAGAUUGGCACAGUCAGUCCCUUGUUCCAAAAACUGGAAAAUGACCAGAUUGAAAGUCUGAGGCAGCGCUUCAGCGGGGGCCAGGCAAAAGCAUCCCCCAAGCCAGCAGCUGUAGAGACUAUGACAACAGCUGGACCACAGCAGAUACAAGUGCUGAUGGAUGAAGUGACCAAGCAGGGCAACAUUGUCCGGGAAUUGAAAGCACAAAAGGCAGACAAGAACCAGGUUGCUGCAGAGGUGGCUAAACUCUUGGAUCUGAAGAAACAGUUGGCUCUAGCUGAGGGGAAACCCCUUGAAACCCCUAAAGGCAAGAAGAAAAAGUGAAAGUGAGAACUUGGCUCCUAGAAAGUCACUUUAAUGGAUGUGGACAGUAAUAAAUAAAUGUACAAUCUCUAUAUA